This is a messenger RNA of Folsomia candida, 1604 nucleotides long. Its product is annotated as inactive peptidyl-prolyl cis-trans isomerase FKBP6-like. Gene Ontology annotation, molecular function: peptidyl-prolyl cis-trans isomerase activity; protein binding. The record is from RefSeq and is a predicted model, not a curated record. Lineage: Eukaryota; Metazoa; Arthropoda; Collembola; Entomobryomorpha; Isotomidae. Bases 150 to 1472 code for a protein of 440 amino acids. The transcript has 5 exons.
UCGACCUGUGAUCAAGUCUCUCUGGUCCUUCUCCCCCCAUCGCUUCAUGCAGAAGGAUUUUCAGAAUUUCAAAGCCAUUGCCAAAUUUUCUGUCAUUUUACAAGUAUCUACUAGUAGCAAGAAUUUAAAUUUUUCGAAAGUAAAAGAACAUGGAUCACAACUUCAAUAAAAGAUUCAUCCAGCCAACACCAUCAAAUAGAGUUAUUGAAACAAGUCCACUUUCUGAUCAAACAUUUCAAGAAAUGUUGCAAGCGUUUGGACCAAUUCUACCCCCUGCUCAAGCAUUUCGCCAACUGGUGUCCAUUCGAGCUUCCGAAAUAAGUCCACUAUCUAAUUAUUCAUCAUCUUCAAAUACGCCGUCGGAUGAAUUCUCUGACACAAGUUCAUUCUCUGAUCAAGAUCAACCAUUCCUACGAAUGCUGUCCAUCGGAGUCUUCGGAACAAGUGAAUUUGAUCUCUCAGUUCCAUCUACUUUGGAGAGUUCUUGGCCUACGACCAAUGUCGAACUUCUUCAAACUUUAGACCUAAAGGCUGGAAUGGAAUUUGAGGACUUUGGCAUUGACUCAUUCGACAAUUUCUCGAUUACGAUGGACGAUUUAACGCUGGACGGAGGAAUCAAGAAGCAAAUGAUGAAGGAAGGGACUGGGACUGACCUCAUUCCCCCCGAGGGCUAUAUUUGGCUGCACUACAUCAGCUUCGCGGAAGGAAACGACGAACCGAUCGACGCUACAGGAAACAUAGACGUCUUGAAAUGCCACAAAUUAGGCGAUGGCGAACUCCUCCUUGGAGUAGAAAUCGCUGUGAAGACGAUGAGAGUGGGUGAAAUAUCUUCAUUUCUGUUCGAGCCUGAAUAUGCCUAUGGAGAAAUAGGAAGUCCACCUAGCAUUCCGCCAAACGCUAGAAUUCUGAUGGCGAUUGAAAUGGUUAAAGCCUCCAUUGAGCCCUUGAAUAUGCUAGUUUUCCACAAUCUACAACUGGUCGUGGAGCAGAGCUAUGAAGAAAUAUACAAAUCUGUUGUCGAGUUGGAAGAACUUGGGAAUUUGAAAGUCAAAUUGGACAUGUAUCCUGAAGCUAUUGAAAUAUAUGAGAAAGGGUUGGAACUUUUGGAAGAGGCGACUGUAUUCGAAAAGGCCCAGGACGACGCGCGCCAUGAACUGAUGUACAAGCUGCUCUCGAACACUGCUCUCUGUCACCUUCGCAUUGACCAACCUGCUCAAGCCGCUGUCGCCUGCAAAGCAGCCUUGAUGCCAAACAUGCCGUCGCCACAAAAUGGAAAAGUGUACAUUGAAUAUGCAGAAGCAAAUUAUCAAUUGAAGAAAUACGAAGAAGCUUUAAAAUACAUCAAACUUGCUCUUCAAUUUGACUCCAAUAAUUUCGCCCUCUUCACCUUCUACCAACAGGUGAAAGAACACAUCCGUGAAGACCAGAAUGAAUUGGACAAGUUAUACUGGGUGUAUCCGACUUUUCAGUAGUUCUACAACGUUUGAUAGUUGUAAUAGUUUUUAUUUUAUUUGAUAGCCAGCCGGUCUGAAUCUAAUAGUUUAUGUGUAUUUGUCGUGAUAUUUAUGUGAUUUGUUAAUUUUUAAAUGAGUAUAUAUCUUGAA